AUGGAAUCUCACCAUGCUGCAACACGGACUCAAAUGACGACUCUAUGCCUGGCUUGUGCCUCCGAGCCUCUGCCCAGCAAGUCCAAAGAAGGUCUGGAUGAGAAGUCAGGCUCGCAAGAUGAGCGGACCUAUCGGACGCCCUGCUGUGCUCGUCCGAUCUGUGCAACCUGCCUACACAAGCGCCCUCGAUUGGGCGAAUAUUGCCUGUAUUGCCAGCGAUCGAUCGAUAUCGUCUCCCGUCCUCCGCCGGCGUAUGAUCCUCUCGCGGCCAAUAGCGGUGCAUUCAGCAUCGGCGAUGAUGAGGAUGACGAUCACCAUGGGAGUCUGCAGCACGAACUUGCAGAGCCAGACGCGAAGGGCUCACCACCCGCCUACUUAGCGGACGCAAGCUUGGCAGAUCUGCCUGCUGAAAAGCCGAGUGAAAGAGAGACGGCGCUGCAUUAUAUUAGACCAGAGGACACGUUGAUCGGCAUUUCUUUUCGGUACGGUGUCGAGCCGCGAGCGCUGGCAACGCUCAACCGACUGCCGCUUUCCAUUUUGACGACGAGCCCCCAGCUGCUACACACACGCUCAUUUCUGAUUUUGCCCGGCCACGCCAAGCCGUCCGAGUCUCCCCAGCCACUGUACACACCCGAGCAAGAACGCCGGAGGCUACUCAUCCGGCGAUUCAUGCUCGCCGUUAAGUGUCCCGAACAAGGCGUCGCAGAGUCGUACAUCAAACAGAUUGAAGACGCCAGGCGCAAGGAGUACGCGCUUCUCGCCACAGAGUCUGGUCAAGCUGCUGGCCUUCGAACAGGUGGUGAGCUGGAAGAAGCCGUCGAGGCCUACACGCAAGAUCUCCAGUGGGAGGAGGAGCAAAGCAAGGGCAAAGGCAAGUACACCGGCUCACGUAUUCGCAGCGUGGGCGAGCUUGCCUUCAACCAGACAUUGCUCUCUCGGGCUCGCUCAUGA
Mixia osmundae IAM 14324 is the source of this 951-nucleotide messenger RNA. RefSeq lists its product as uncharacterized. The record is from RefSeq and is a predicted model, not a curated record. Lineage: Eukaryota; Fungi; Basidiomycota; Mixiomycetes; Mixiales; Mixiaceae. Bases 1 to 951 code for a protein of 316 amino acids. The transcript has 2 exons.